AUGGAGCAAUCAGCUCAGAACCCUAUGCAGGGGUUACCUCAUGGGAAUUCCUCACUACCUACAGAUUACUGGAGCACGCUUGAUCCCGCCUAUCCUGAUCCCGAACAGCAGCUUCAGCAGCCAUCUCAACAGCAACAUGAUUCUGCAUCGCAACCAACACCUCUUGGCAUCGGAUGGGACCAUCCUGUUUUUCAACAGCAACAGAGAGAGCUAGCCCCACGACCGGAACCUAACCAUGGCAUCUACUCGUCAGUGCAUCAACCAUGGCAGCAAACAAAUCCUCUGCAACAGCCACCGCAACGAGGAUAUGGAGCUUCGCCCCAGUAUCAAAUACAUCCACAAGCUGCCCAAUUCCAGCAAGGGCAGAUGUCCUUUGACUCUCGUCCUUUGAGUGCCUCCGAAUCUUCGGCAUUUCCGUCAUUUUCAUACCAGCCAAAUUACUUCCAUCCACAACACCCGCACAUCUCAGUGCCAGACACUUUCCCCGAAGCACCUACGCAGCAGAGGAUACAGCCACCAUCACAGCAACAGCCUCAGCCAUCAAUUUCUUCAUACCCUUUACCUCAAGGCUACUCCUCAGAAAUGCUGCAAAACACCAUUGAUUUGACCAACGAUUACCCGGAUUCAGACCCAAGUGUCACCAUUAACCCCCAGUUCCUUAAUUCCACCCCGCAGGCAUUCAAUCAACAGCAGUCUUCGUUGGCAAACAACUUUCUUCAGGGAAUCCCUGCGGACUUCCAACGACAAGGGAGUGAACAGGCCAGGCUGUUCAAUUACUACCAACAUGAUCUUUCAGUUCAGUCGCAAAUGGCACCAACUGGCAACCAGGUGCCUCCCCCUAGAGGAUUACCAGUACCGCAGGUUGUAAUCACCAACAAGAAGGAAGCUCAUAACAAGCAGCAAAUGAAGAUAACUUCUGCACAUGGCCAACCGAGAACUGUGUCUAAAUCAGAAAGUGAAAGUUCGGAUGAAUCCGAUCUUGAGAUCGAAGCACCCGACGAGCCGUCGCCUAUCCCUCCGAUCCGUCCGACUGAGCCCGAGGCUGCAGCCCAAUACGAUACCCUCCAAGCUGUAUGGUCACCAAGGAACAAAUGGCCUGGUCCUGAGAAGGUCAAGAAUGCGCUUGUAGCCUACAAAGAACUUGUCAAAUCAUUGAGAGAUGCAUGGAAGGAACAAGUUCAGGCGAUGAAACUAGCAGAAAACCAAGACGACAACCAAAAAGCAACCAAGCUUAAAGAAAGGGUCAUUCUGCAACGUCGAACUAUGGACAAAAUUGCGACCACAACACUGGAAAUGGGUCAUCCCAAUAUUGUUGACAAGCUGGGAGAGCACCCUAUGGUGGUGGCAGCUCUAUAUUCCUUCUUGGUCGACCGGUUCCAGGCAGCAGACUUUGCUGGGACUCUGACUAUUAAUUUGCUUGAGGUAGGUUUGAUGUUUAUCCUUGUGUCGAAUCAAUUGACUAACAUGGAACAAGCUCUUCUCGCGUUUCUCGACUUUAACAGAAGACAUGCUGCAAAAGACCAAUCUUUCCAAGUUGCUGCCCAAGUUGCUCAAAAAGGUAGCCAGCAGGCUAAGGACCUCACACAAAAGAUCUUGGACAAUGCUGCGGCCUCUACGAAGCGUAAACAAGAGAGUGAAAAGCCCACCAAAGAAGAGAAUCCAAAGGGCCCUUUAACGGAUCAGCCUAAGGGAGACGCUGGAGCGAAGCGCCCCCGCGAGGCGGAUAACAAUAUGCAACCUGGCGCAAAACGAAUGGCAGUUGCCAACACCUUGAAGGAUGCGAAUAAACUUGCACCAGGAAAUGGACCGGCUAAAGGAGCGCAGAGUAGUAAACCAACCGGUGCUGCAGUGCCGCGCCCUAAACCCAAUAUCAUCGCUCCCAAACCAACAAGUCUCUUUGGCACUUUAAGCUCGGCGUCGAAGAGACCCGGGACUACAAAUGCGGAUAGGGCUGCUGCCGCGGCUGCAGCAAAGCCGCCACCUGCUGCUCCUGAAAAGGAAAAGACACCAGCCCCGAAACCAGCUUUCUCUUUUGGUGACAUUAUGGCCGACUUGAACAAGCCAAAGCAGGCACCAACUCCCAAGCCUGCCGAAGACCAGCCCCCGGAGACUGAAGCUGAGCGCACAAAGAGGUUGCAUAAAGAAGAGCGCCGUAAACUUCGCGUGACCUGGAAGCCAGAUGAUGUUCUUACUGAGAUACGACUAUUCACCCACGAUCCCGAUGAAGAAUUAGGUCCCGGCGACGGGUCCUUGCGUUCUCGGGGAGACGUUAAAGGUGAAGGUAGUGUUCUUAAGCUUCACAAAGAUUUGGAUGAACUGGAAGAAGAGGACCUUGGUGGUAUUCGCGAAACUGUAUUCCAAGAUGGUUAUACUAUUUCGACGAUCGAUUUCGAUUUCGAGGAAUCAAAAGACGGUAGUUUCGUCAAACGCGGCGGCCCCCAGCUGCCAACAAGCCCCGAGAGAGAAGCUCAAGAGCAUCGGGAAUCUACUACCCUGAUGGUAUUCUAUACUUCUCCUGCCGACAUGCCUGAUACACCCAAGGAGCCACCGACUCCUGAUCCCGACGAGAUUGUUACCGAGGUAUUGCCUUUCGGAGACUUGCCCGAUAUGGUCAAGGUCCGCCAGGAACGUUAUUACUCCUACAUGAACCCCAAGCCUGCGACUCCCCAGCAAACUCAGCAACCGCAGCAACCUACUCCCGGAGAGAGUGGAUUUGACAUUUCCAAUUUGCUCAAGAUCAUUCAGGGUGUGCCUGGACAGGCGCAGCCAAUCCCACCGCCGCAGGCAACCCAACCCGGCGUCAUGCCGGAUCUCGAGAGGACUAUCAACUUGUUCCGUCAGCAACAACCUCAAUCUCAGGUCGCCCCGGCUCCACCAGUACCCACUCCUCAGCCUCAAGGCCUUGACUUCAAUACGAUCCUGAAUGUCAUGAAACAAAUGCAGGCGCCACCUGCAUACUCCCAGCCUCAGCAAACACAAUCAGCAAUGGCACCCAACCUCGGCGCCAUGUUCGCCCAAUUCGGUGGGCAGAAUCAGCAAGCUGGUGCUCUCCCAUUCCAACAGCACGGCCAUGAAUAUGAAGACCCAGAGCGCAAGCGAGGCCGCGAGGGUUAUUAUGACGACCAAUCUAACUCCGAUUCGUGGAGCCGCUCGAAGCGGACAAGAGUUGGUGCCAACGAGACUAAGCCUUAUAAGGUGGGACUCGUUGCCUGCAGAUUCUGGGCUGAGGGCAAAUGUCGCAAAGGCGACAAUUGCACUUUCCGCCACGAUCCUCUCUAAAUCAACACCAUGUAUCGCCACAUGCUUCCUUUUCGACAGAUACCCUUGUACUGCUGUUUUCUACAUUGGUACAAUCUUCCUUUCUCCCAUCUAUGCAUUACUACGUUAUUCUAUGG
Messenger RNA from Penicillium verrucosum, 3395 nucleotides. RefSeq lists its product as uncharacterized. Gene Ontology annotation, molecular function: metal ion binding; RNA binding. Bases 1 to 3279 code for a protein of 1092 amino acids. Gene Ontology annotation, biological process: box C/D snoRNP assembly. The transcript is spliced from 9 exons. The record is from RefSeq and is a predicted model, not a curated record. Gene Ontology annotation, cellular component: nucleus. NCBI's taxonomy places the organism in Eukaryota, Fungi, Ascomycota, Eurotiomycetes, Eurotiales, Aspergillaceae.